UAGCUUCAAGGUUUUUUUUUUUCAAUUAAAUUUCAAGUAAAUUUCUUAUGAAGAAAAAACUUGAAAUUUAAUGAAUUAAAUAUUUUUCAUAUGCUAACAUAAUCACUAUCUCACUCUCUUCAAUGGCGUCAGUAACAAAGUCGAUGGCCGCCCUCUCUUCCCCUUCUUCUUCACGCUAUGCAACCUCCGUCUCUGGGCCUGCAAUGAUGACUUUAUUGCCGGCGGUUUCUCUUUCUAGUCGCCGAGGUUUGCCUGAAUGUAAAGGGUUGAAGAUCCAAUCUUAUUCAAAGCUUUCUUUCGCAUCGUACAAUUCGAGAUAUCCUGGGGUUUCCAAGCGCCGAGCGGCCGUUGUUUGCGAAGCUCAAGAAACUGCUCUUGAUAUUCCAGCUGUGACUGAUAGAACAUGGCAAUCACUUGUACUCAAGGCUGAUGGGCCUGUAUUAGUUGAGUUCUGGGCUCCUUGGUGUGGGCCAUGCCGUAUGAUCCAUCCGGUAAUAGGUGAACUAGCACAGCAAUAUGCUGGAAAACUCAAGUGCUUUCAAUUGAAUACUGAUGAUAGUCCUUCAAUUGCUACCCAAUAUGGAAUCAGAAGCAUCCCAACAAUCAUGAUCUUUAUCAAUGGUGAGAAGAAAGAUGCAGUUAUUGGUGCUGUACCCAAAACUACACUGUCAGCAAGCAUAGAGAAAUUCUUGUAGAUGGAGAAUGAUAAUGUCAAAGUGUCCAAUGUUCAUCACCCUUUAGUUGCUUAGAUGCUUUUAUUUUCUGCAUGUAAUGUUGAAAAUUUCCCUACUUUUAUAUAAAAUGUGGAAGCUUCUUCUACUCAUGUUUCCUUUCGAUAUA
Molecule: messenger RNA, 840 nt
Organism: Theobroma cacao (cacao)
Lineage: Eukaryota; Viridiplantae; Streptophyta; Magnoliopsida; Malvales; Malvaceae
Cellular component (GO): cytoplasm
Molecular function (GO): protein-disulfide reductase activity
Source: RefSeq, a predicted model, not a curated record